UUUUCUUACAAGUUUCCGGUAAGAGUUCCGCGUUUUUUUUGGUGAUAUUUUUAUUUAACAACUUUUAAACCGUUUUCUUGCAGCGAGGAAUUCCUGUGAGCAGCUUCUCUCCUACAUACCAUAAUGGCGGCUGUUACGAAGAAGAUUAAGCGCGAUCCCGCGAAGAACCCCAUGAGGGAUCUGCACAUCCGCAAGCUCUGCCUGAACAUCUGCGUGGGCGAGUCUGGUGAUAGGCUGACCCGUGCCGCCAAGGUGCUGGAGCAGCUGACUGGCCAGCAGCCAGUGUUCUCCAAGGCCCGCUACACGGUGCGUUCGUUCGGCAUCCGUCGUAACGAGAAGAUCGCUGUCCACUGCACGGUGCGCGGCGCCAAGGCCGAGGAGAUUCUGGAGCGCGGCCUGAAGGUGCGCGAGUACGAGCUGCGUCGGGAGAACUUCUCCUCCACCGGCAACUUCGGCUUCGGCAUCCAGGAACACAUCGAUCUGGGCAUCAAGUACGAUCCCUCUAUCGGUAUCUACGGUCUGGACUUCUACGUCGUCCUGGGCCGCCCUGGCUACAACGUGAACCACAGGAAGCGCAAGUCCGGCACUGUUGGCUUCCCGCACCGCCUCACCAAGGAGGAUGCCAUGAAGUGGUUCCAGCAGAAGUACGAUGGUAUCAUCUUGAACACCAAGAAGUAGAGGAGCUCUUACCCGUAACCAUGUUUUUUAAGAAGAAUUCUACAAUAAACCUUGGCUUGUGUCAACACGUAAAACUCGUA
Molecule: messenger RNA, 758 nt
Organism: Drosophila takahashii
Lineage: Eukaryota; Metazoa; Arthropoda; Insecta; Diptera; Drosophilidae
Gene: RpL11
Product: ribosomal protein L11
Biological process (GO): translation
Cellular component (GO): ribosome; cytosolic large ribosomal subunit
Molecular function (GO): structural constituent of ribosome; RNA binding
Source: RefSeq, a predicted model, not a curated record